Messenger RNA from Ruditapes philippinarum (Manila clam), 1716 nucleotides. RefSeq names its product zinc finger and SCAN domain-containing protein 4-like. The coding region runs from base 1 to 1716 and encodes 571 amino acids. The transcript is spliced from 2 exons. Lineage: Eukaryota; Metazoa; Mollusca; Bivalvia; Venerida; Veneridae. The record is from RefSeq and is a predicted model, not a curated record. Gene Ontology annotation, biological process: regulation of transcription by RNA polymerase II. Gene Ontology annotation, molecular function: DNA-binding transcription factor activity; RNA polymerase II cis-regulatory region sequence-specific DNA binding.
AUGGUACUAAGUGACCUAGUUACUCGCUUACUUAAAGAGUCAAUUCUGGGAUUAUGUCGUGAGGCGGCUGCCAACACACUUCGUCUUGAAGUUGACGGAAUCAUAUGUUUGACUACCAACGACCAAGAUCACGUUGUGAAAAUACAUAAAUUCUUUGAUAAACCAUAUAAUCCCGAAAAUCAACCAAAUGAAAAUUCCUGUGCAGCUAAAUCUGUUGCAUGUGAAAAUGUACAUGAAAGACGAAAAGCGCCAAUUACAACAUACGACAACGCCAAUAAGAAUAUUUCGGAUCGGAUAAAGAUUGAAGUUGAUGAUGUUUUGAUUCAACCUGAACCAGAAACUCAGGAAAUAGCGAACCCCGAAAUAAAACAAGAAGAAGACAACAUGAUAGGUACUUCUUUGCAAGAGCAAAUGUCCACAACACAGAUUUUCCCAGCUAUUCGUACAUUUCCUGAUCGUCCAAGCUUAGAGGAGAGAUAUAAAACGACCGACACAACACAAGACAACGCCAAAAUGGAUAUUUUGAAAAAGAUAAAGAUUGUAACUGACGAUAUUUUGAUUAAAUCCGAACCAGACACUGAUGAAAACACGAAUGACAGAAUGCAACAGGAAUAUUACAGCAAGAAAGGUACUUCUCUCGAAGAACCGAAAUUUACUACACAGGUUUCUCCAGAUAUUCGUACAUUGGCAGGUCAUUCAUACUUAGAGGAGAGGCGUAAAUCGUCCGACACAACACAGGACAACGCCAAAUUGAAUGUUUUGAAUCAGAUAAUGUUUGAAGCAGACAAAAGUUUUAUUAAGCCCGACCCAGACAAUGAUGGAAACAGUUUGUCCGAAAUGCAACAGAAAGAUAAUGGAAUAAAAGGGAUCUCUUUGAAAGUAUCGAAGACUACUUCACAUAUGUCUUCAGAUAUUCCUACACUUGGUUGUCAUUCAGGCUUAGGAGAUAUGUGUCAAACGUCCAACGCAGCACAAGACAGUGCCGAAAUGAUUAUUUCGGAUCAGAUUAUUAUUGAAAUUGAUAACAUUUUGAUAAAACCCGAACCACACACUGAUGGCAACACGGAUUCCACAAUACAACUUGAAGAUGAAAACAUGAAAGAUACUUCUCACCAAGAUGAUAAUUGUACUACACAGAUUUCUCCAGAAAGUUUAGCAAUAGAUUGUCACUCAGACUUAGAUGAUAAGAAAAUUAGCACGUCGUCUGAAACGAAUACUCCACAUAAUACCUUUGAGAAUGUUGAACUAUUCCAAGCUCAUAAUCUGGCAGAACAUAAUCAUUAUACGUGCAUUGGUUGCCUAGCUACGUUUACGUCGCGAAGUAAUAUGAAGAGACAUGUGCUCUUAAACACGUGUAUCAAACCAUACGCUUGCAAAAAAUGCCCGAAAAAGUUUUCUCAUAACGAUGGUUUAAAAAAACAUUUACGAACACACACAUUCAAGUUCCGAUGUGCUCAAUGCAAAACCGGAUAUUCGAACAAAGCAUGUGUGAAAAGUCACAUGAAGAAAGAACAUAACUCUAAAAAUUACAGCGUAUGUCCACAAUGCGGUGAAAGUUAUAUUGAUAUUGUAAAGUUCCAACAACAUAAGAAGUUACAUCCAGAGCUGCAGGACUAUCAGUGUUCGUUUGCGAGAACACAUGGCGUCGCACGUGCCGAAAUCAACCCACCAAGGCGCCAGCAAUUUACUUUCUGUGACUUUAAGACGCAUACCUAA